GGUGGGGUGGCUUCCACUACCAGCAGUUCCACCCACCCCACUAGAAAAAGUAUUGGAUGCUCCAUACAGAUCAUCAAUUAUGAAGUAGCGCUCGGGCUGGCUAGCUGAUCAUCGAGCGACAAUUAAGGGCGGGCAGAAGGAUAGAGGCCGGUAAUUAAUGGAAACGAGCUCUUGCAGGGUUGUGGUGGUGGUAGGGUUACUGCUACUAGUUUUGUGUGUGGGCGAGGGUGGUUGCCAUGGGCAUGAUGAUCUCCAAUAUUACUAUUGCAACGGGAAUGGGUCGAUAGCCAAGGCGGAAGAUCAUCAUCGUGGUCAAUAUUAUUGUAACGGAGAGACGAUGAUGAUGAGGACGAUAUUGAUGGAAGAGGAGUACUACUACAACAACUACUACUACUACUUGGACCAGAUAAGCAGUAGAAGGUUUUUAGAGGAGACAGCGGCGUCAAAGAAGAAGUACAUAUCGCCAGGAGCGCUGAAGCCAGAUCAACCGGUGUGCGAUGGUACUGCUGGCGGGGAAGCUUACAGUAAGAAUGGCCGGUGUAUCCCUCCAGAGUCUAACCCUUAUAAUAGAGGCUGCUCCAAAUAUUAUCGUUGCAGGGGUGAUUCCUGAAUCCUGAAUCUAGAAUAUAUGAUGAUUUAGGUCUACUACUGCUACUGCUAGCUAGCUACGUACUCGGCCCCUAACUGUCUGUCACCACUCUCUCGUAUAAGUAAUAAUUACCAAUUCAAUUCAUGCAUUGCAUUGGCUGGUUCCUCUCA
Diospyros lotus (date-plum) is the source of this 759-nucleotide messenger RNA. RefSeq names its product protein RALF-like 32. The coding region runs from base 158 to 610 and encodes 150 amino acids. NCBI's taxonomy places the organism in Eukaryota, Viridiplantae, Streptophyta, Magnoliopsida, Ericales, Ebenaceae. The record is from RefSeq and is a predicted model, not a curated record. The transcript has a single exon.